Molecule: messenger RNA, 1623 nt
Organism: Belonocnema kinseyi
Lineage: Eukaryota; Metazoa; Arthropoda; Insecta; Hymenoptera; Cynipidae
Product: glutamate receptor ionotropic, kainate 3-like
Exons: 8
Coding region: 16-1623 (535 amino acids)
Cellular component (GO): membrane
Molecular function (GO): glutamate-gated receptor activity
Source: RefSeq, a predicted model, not a curated record
AAAUUUGAUACCGAAAUGCUGAUUAAAUGUUACGAUGAAGAAAUCCUUCGAGAAUGGUACUCAGUGCACGAAAAUGUAACAAGCGUUUUUGAUUUGGCGACAUGGAAUCCCAUUGAUCGACUUCAUAUACUGAAUAAGCAUUCCCUGUAUCACAGAAGAACACAAAUGGGUGGAAUUUCAUUGAGAAUUGUUUCAGUGAAUGGAUCACCAUUAAUAUAUGAAGAAAAGGAUAGAGGAUUGAGUGGAUUCUUCGGCGAUGUAAUACAGGAGCUUUCAUCGGCCAUGAAAUUUAAAAUAAAUCACAUAGGGAAACAAAACGAAUAUGGAACUUGGAAAAAUGAUACUCAACAUUGGACUGGAGUAAUAGAACAACUUUACAUGGAUAAGGCAGAUUUGGCAGCUGCUGACAUGAUUAUGUCCUCUCGAAGACUCGACAUUGUCGAUUUUUCUGUACCAUUAAUGACAACACGCCUUGUACUUUUUUUUAAGGAACCAAGUACCACAGGAGUACAACAGUUGGGUUACUUUCUGCCAUUCAGUAGCGAAAUUUGGGCCAUGAUAAUGUUACUUAUUUUAACGACACCAUUUCUUUUGACAUUAAUAAAAAUUAAAACAAAACAAACGAAUAAUUGUUUUAAUCUUCUCUCCGAAAAUUAUUUAAAUGUAUGGGGAAUUUAUUGUCAGCAAGGUUUACCAGAAUUCCCAACUAUAACAUCUUUAAGAUUGGCUUAUUUUUCAAUUUUUAUUUCGGCAUUAAUAUUAUCAUCUGUCUAUUCGGCUGUCUUAAUAAGCUACUUAACAGUCCCUCGGCCUAUUCUUCCAUUUACAACUCUGGAAGGUUUUGUAGAUGAUGGGACCUAUGAUUUAAUAGUCCUAAAACAUAGCACACAUCAAGAGUUAUUUGAGCAAACGACGAACCCGCUAUUACUAAACAUGAAAAAGUUGAUGAAAGAAGAAAGCAAACUUCCAUUAAAUGGAAUGGAUGCAGUGAAUCAGGGUUAUCUAAAACAUCCAGUGUAUAGAACAAAACCUCAGAAUUUAGAAGAAUUACAACAAAGAAUAAUAAUAGACGAGUCGGCACUAAUUCCUACUGAAUACAUCGAAAAAGCUGUUAGUGCUUUCUAUCAUCGCUUGGCUCACUGUCAACAGGUGAGAAACAAGGGGCCUUACGAUAAUGAAGCACUUCGAAACGUGAGAGGCGAGAGGCUUCGCGAUAAUCAAGCACCCAGAAACGUGAGAGGCAAGGGGCCUCACGAUAAUGAAGCACCUCGAAACGUGAGAGGCAAGGGGACUCACGAUAAUCAAGCGGCCCGAAACAUGAGAGAGAAGAAGGGCGAGCAAGAAUCUUGGAAGAGCAGAUUAAAUACAAAAAGAGGUGACAAAAAUGGAGGGACACACGUAAAAUUUGAAGUAGACGAUAUAGUCUCCAUGAAAGACUACCCUGAGCAAACAGGAGAGUCCACAAAACUUCAUAACAAGUUCAGAGGACCCUUAGUGGCCACAGCGAUUUUUUCCUCGGAUACCUAUGGCCAACUAAAAAUUUGGCUAGCUCCAAUAAAUGAAGAUUCUAAUGUCAUCGACGAAACAAGCGAGGAUGAAGACAACCCUAAUUCUCAUCAUUAA